Fusarium coffeatum is the source of this 1950-nucleotide messenger RNA. RefSeq lists its product as uncharacterized. The coding region runs from base 1 to 1950 and encodes 649 amino acids. The transcript has a single exon. The record is from RefSeq and is a predicted model, not a curated record. NCBI's taxonomy places the organism in Eukaryota, Fungi, Ascomycota, Sordariomycetes, Hypocreales, Nectriaceae.
AUGUCGCGACUUCUAACCUUUGCUGCUGGGCUGGCUCUGGCAGCUGCUCAGCUCAGCUCUUCGUCGCUCGAGAAUCACGUCGACACUCUCACUCUGGGAAGCUCCUUUAACCCCGUUAAGGAGGCCUACUGGACUGGUCUCCCCCACCAUCGUCGAACUCCCUUUGCCGUCUCCCCAGAUGGCAAGAACGCGUUCCUCGCCUACCUCGAUGCCAGCGGUACUGGCGUACAUAUUCAGGGCGUCGAUCCCAAGACCUUCGCUGCCGUUGGUACUCCUGUCACGAUCAAGAAUGGUAAAGAAGCUGGUGGUCUCGUUGCUCACAACGACGGUUUCGCCCUUCUUACCAACGAGGUCGUCUCUGGAGAGGCCAAGGAUCCUCUUCCCGUGAUCUACAAGUACACCAACGGCAAGCAAGCCUUCCGAACACUUCUGGGUGGCUCCGGCUUCUCGGCUGAUGCUCUUGCCUCUCCUGAUAUCAACGGUGACCUUGUCUUCUCUGAGAAGGCUAGAUACUACGCCGCUUAUAUCGUCGUUACUUCGUACAGCGGCUCUGCUUCUGGUCACUUUGGUGAUGCUAUCCGCUACAUCAACCCGGAUGGUAAGGUUGAGGAGAUUCAGGGUGCUUCCUCCUCUUGGGGCUGUUCCCACAACACCGGUAUCGCCUUCGAGGCUGCCGACGAACCUCCCUUCGCCUCCAUUUGCGCUGAGGAUCAGGGAGCCAUCUGGUUGAACACUGAGACCCAGGGUAUGAGUAACAACGGUGUCAAGAUCUCUAACGAGCAUGUCAUCAACGGUGCCAGCAACGAGCCCAUGGGCGGAAUGGGUGGUUCCUACAGCUCUCUGGCUCGUUUUGUUGGCUCCGAUUCUUACAUCUUCUCCUGGGUCUCACGUGGCGCUAUCGACCUUACUGCCAACGAGUGGAUGGGUGACGGCUACACUCACUCUGAGCAGCGCACCACCAACCGAAAUGUCGCUAUCGCUGUCAUGUCUGACAAGAAGACUCUUGUUGGUGAGCAGGCCACCUCUGAAGUCGGUGCCAAGGAUGGCGACAGCCAGGUCAACUGGAUCACCGACGGUGCAAACGAUUGCUCCAAUGCACACGCUGCUGCCUUCGACGCUUCCACUGCUCUUGUCUCAUGGGAGGAGAUCUCCAACCCUGUCUGCGAGAACGAGGCCAUGGGCUGCAGUGGCAAGUUCGCCGGUACCAAGUUCCAAGCAGUUGACAGCAAGGGCAAGAAGAUUGGCCAAGCCAUCACUUCGGAUGAUACCUACGUUGCUGGUGACAUGGUUACCAUGUCUGAUGGUCGUAUCUGCUGGCCUUUCGUCAACAUGGCUUGGUCUCUGGAUGGUCCUGCUCAGGCUGCGGACGUGAAGAAGAUCUCUUUCGCUUGUAUGUCCAACGGUAGUGGCUCCGGCUCUGGUUCUUCAGCCUCCAAGGACUCCACUGGAGUUGCUCAGCCGGCUGCUACCAAGCCUGCCAUUGCUGGUGCUUCCAAGCCCUCUGCUGCCAGCUCUACUGUUGCUGCUGCUAAGCCGACCACCGCCAAGGCAACUGAGGAGUCUGCCGAGGAGUCUGUCGCUCUUCCUGAGAGUGCUCCCCGUCCCUCUUUUGUCUCUGUCCCUGUUGCUGUCAGCGAUAUUCUCUCCGCUCCCACCAAGGCUGUCUCUUCUGCUGUUGCCGAGGAGCCCUCCUAUGUUGUCAACAAACCCGCUGUGCCUACUACCACGAAGGGUGGCGAGAUUGAGUCUCCCGCUGAUGGUGACAGCGAGGACUGCGACGAUAGUGCUUCCGACAAUGUUGCCACUACCAAGCCUAGUAGUCGCAAGAACCGCACUCGUCGCCCCCGUCCGACCAACCUUCCCAAGGACCAGAGCGGAAAGAAGUGUGCAGUCAAGACUGUCUUCCGCACGGUCUAUGUGACUGCUACCGCUACCGUUCCUGGAUACUAA